Messenger RNA from Aspergillus lentulus, 1434 nucleotides. Its product is annotated as acid phosphatase. Gene Ontology annotation, molecular function: hydrolase activity, acting on ester bonds. NCBI's taxonomy places the organism in Eukaryota, Fungi, Ascomycota, Eurotiomycetes, Eurotiales, Aspergillaceae. Gene Ontology annotation, biological process: phospholipid catabolic process. The record is from RefSeq and is a predicted model, not a curated record.
AUGGACGAGGAGAAUAUUUUCAUCCAGCAUGGCAGCCCGCAGUCCGUUCGAAGCUCAAUCUCACAUGGUACCACGUCCCAUUCGCCCUUCUCGUCUGCUGUUUCUCCGACCUCACCUGCGCAGUCAGUGAGUUUGCCAGUUGUACCUCCGACAGAGGCGAUUGGGCUGGCAGAUCUUGACGCUGCGUCUCUAGUUCCCAUGGGCUAUUCUCACCCUCUUAGGAGCAACAGCCAGGGCUCGAUUGGGGAUGUGAUGCCGCGUAGCCUGUCAAUGCUACCCGGGUACAGUCCGGAGUCCUACCAGUUAUUGAGUCAUUACUUGGCCACUACUGCCGACUGCAUGGCCAAUGGAUCGACUCCGGUGAACCCGUUCCUGGUCCAAAUCGUUCCACUGGCGUUCACGAGUGACCUUCUGCUGCAGCUGGUUCUGACGCAGAGUGCGGCUCAUCGAGCGUUCCGUUGCCGCAACGACUCGGAUGAGGUUGCUCAGAGUCACUACACCAAGGCGCUGCAGUUGUUUCGCAAGGGUGUUACCGAUUUUAUUGAUGGGAAGGAGUCGAAUCCGCUUAUGCUUACGGUUGGAGCUUUGUUGAUGUGUUUUACUGAGACUGCCAGAGGAGACAUGAAUGGGACCAUCUUUGACCACCUGUCAGCCGCGAAUACAUUGCUUAUCCGCCUGCUUGCCCAGAGCGACACUGCGGUCCCGAAAGACCUCAAAAACUUUGUCAUUGAGUACUAUACGUACACUGCGACCGUGAGCAUGAUAUCCAUCGACGCACGGGUCAGCCGUCAGCUCUUCCUGAACUUUGACCUAGAGCAGCGAGCGCGCCAGCUGUUAGAAUCGGAAUACAUCGGUAAUCUCUGCGGCUGCUGGCUUGAGCUGCUACUGAUGAUCCCAUGUAUUUUUGACCUGGGACGGCAAUGGAUGAUGGAAGAUGGCCAGCCGGGUCUCCCGACUGCGGACGACAUUGCCAUGUUUGGUUCAUUGCAAGCACAAAUCUUACGCUGGGCGCCUUAUCCUUCGGUAACUCCCGAGGUAUUCCUCGCAGGACGGAUCUUUCAGCAGGCGAUGCUGCUCUAUCUAUAUACCUCCCUGGGUGCAUUCUCACGGUCCGAGCAGGGAAUAUAUCAAGGUCUUAUUGAUGCUGCAAUCACUGACGCGAUGUCCUACCUGCAUCAACUCUCAGCUACUGCUCGUAUCAAUUCAGGACUCUGCUGGCCUAUUGCUGUUGUGGGAUCAUGUCUGUCUGAUAUGGACCAACAAAAUUCUUUACGACAGCGCCUGCACACAAUGGUAAACACCUUUGGUCUUGGGAAUAUGCAACGGACCCUACUUUUGCUGGAACACAUGUGGCAGUUGCCUCUGGAGCAUGCUGGACCAUGGAAUAUCUGUCGGGCUAUGCAGCAGCAUCAAAUCUGGAUCUCGUUCGCGUAA